ACUUUGGCCUGCCCUGGUAUCGGCCAUCAGACGACUAAUUGCCGCCAUGGAGGGGAUUGUCCUAUUAGCAUUGCCAAAUAAAUACUAACUAGCCUUGAUCAGUAGUUUGAUCAUAAAACAGUGUCCUCUACAUGACGCACAGCACAUUUAGCUAUCAACUUCGCCCUAUGAGAGAAGCUUCGAUCUUUCGUUGAGGCACCCUUGGGACUCUGACGUCCAUUCUUUGUUGGGUAAUGCCAUACGCAGACAUAUGAGAUACGUUCACCACUCUGACACUCAAUCAUCUUCACUUCCUUGCGGGUAUUUCUAGACAUGCUAUUCUUUUUCAAAUCUAGGAAAGCAAAGAAAGCUAAAGAGGAGCAUGAAAGACAGGCCAAAAGUAAUGCAUCACCUGCACCUUACAAGCAUAUCCCAACGCAUGCUGGGCGAGAUGCCCUCGCUGCUACCCCAGCAAGCUGGAGUAAAGAAGAAGCUAGAAAACGAAUUGCAUCUGCUCAACAGAUAAGAAAUACAAAUGACUCUUCUAUGACAGCUACCAACUCCAGCACUGGUAGCGCUGAGUCUAGUCUAAGUUUUUCCAUUCUUGGUCCGCAGAGUGGUCUCUCUAUUGAUUCAGUAAUGGUUGCGCAACAUCCACGAUCGAUAAUAUAUACACAGCCACCACUGUCCCAGCGAAAUCACGGCACAGCGUCUACAACUACUCGCAACACACACUCUACGCCAACAAGACCUCCAGUCCCUUCGAUGCCAAAGCACCGGCUCAAAUACGGUCAUGUGACAAAAUCCCUUGGAAAGGGUGAAGGGAGAAGAAAAAGUCCACUUUCAGAAUCAUCAAUAGAACGUGAUGUUCAAAACGCACACGGCUCGCAAGGUUCGAGCAUGUCAUAUCCUUCGUCGGAAUCAUUUUAUUCCUCCCUGGGCAGCAGUACCACAAGCAGUCGGCAUCCACCACCAAUGCAUCAAAAUUACUCACUGCCAACCUUUUGUCAGCCAAAGGGAAAGUCAACAACCCUUCCCUCUGAAUUUGCCGAUGAGUCCAGCGACCUACAGAAGGAUGACGGCCUUCACCAACUAUAUGAAGAUAUCUCAGUCGAUGCAGAGGCAGCUUUAGAGUGCGAUCAUGUAUCUCGUCCAUCUUCAAGAUGUUCAACUCGGUCCGGUCUCGAAUUCAACGGCCCACAUACUAUGUAAACACAACAAAGCCCAAAUUUAUCAAUGAGUACGGCUUCAAGAAGCCAUGGAGAUGGAAUACUUCUCAUACUUGUACCAAAUCUUGAUCGAAUACAUUUAAAUGCUUUAUCUGGAUUUGUCAUUUUACGUUAUACAUGCAAUGUGUACAUAUAUUCAUCCUACCUUUGUAGUUC
Aaosphaeria arxii CBS 175.79 is the source of this 1364-nucleotide messenger RNA. RefSeq lists its product as uncharacterized. Lineage: Eukaryota; Fungi; Ascomycota; Dothideomycetes; Pleosporales. The record is from RefSeq and is a predicted model, not a curated record. The transcript is spliced from 3 exons. Bases 313 to 1191 code for a protein of 292 amino acids.